Molecule: messenger RNA, 782 nt
Organism: Hibiscus syriacus
Lineage: Eukaryota; Viridiplantae; Streptophyta; Magnoliopsida; Malvales; Malvaceae
Exons: 1
Coding region: 41-673 (210 amino acids)
Molecular function (GO): protein binding
Source: RefSeq, a predicted model, not a curated record
ACUACAACCCUCCUAUGGCAUAAGCCAACCACCCAGAGCAAUGGACUGGUACUCCUGGCUAUCCAAAACUGGCCUUGACCCCUCACUUGUCUAUACCUACGGCUUUGCCUUCUCUGGGAAUGAGCUCCAAAAGGAGGAUUUAGCAUACCUCAACCAUGAGUUUCUUCAGAGCAUGGGCAUUUCCGUUGCCAAGCAUAGGCUGGAGAUCCUCAAGCUUGCUAGGAAGGAAGUCAGAGAAACCUCUAAUGGUCUGUCUAAGUUCAUUUCGGCAAUCAACAAAAUCAGGAAGUACUUAAAGUAUGUUAACAAGUUGGUUCACCAUGAGAACAGCACGACAACAAAGGCACUUCCGGCGCCGGCGCCGGUUUCUUAUAGAGAUAAGUGGAGAGAAGCAUUGUCAAAGAAGGAGCUGAAGAUAGAGCACCCAAUGCAGAGAACCAGGAGGAAAAUGGCGAAAUCUGGUCCCUUGGCUUAUAGAGGACAAGAGAAAUUGCUGGUCACUCCUAGAAGCUUGAAAUUAUCAGGGCCCCUUGAUAGGAAAUUGCAGGAGAGCUUGAUGCUCAAUGAUAGGAGCCCAAAGGUUCAUGGUGACAACAGCAGGAAGAAGGCAAGUGGGGACUUCGUUGAACAUACAUUUUGGGAAGCACUGUUUCAGGACAUGAAACCUACUUGACUUCACCAUGGCCUUACAGAUUAUUCUUUUACAGUUUUAUCAAUAUGCAUGCAAUUGUUGUUUCCAUUCUUUUCGAGUUCAUGUAAUCUAAAUCUUCAAGAAUUAUAUA